GCCCUUGUCCAUCUGGUCCCCUGGCCACUACUCCUAGCGACACCCCUCGCAGCAGCUGUGUCCUGGGCGGCCUCACCCCUAGCAACAAGCACUGGUAAAAUAGGUCCCUAACAGCUGCUCCUGGGCACUGUUCCCCUGGAAACAAGCCCCCAGUGCAACCACCCCAAGGCAGCCAGUUCCCAUGGCAACAACCCCCCUAGCAACCACCCUGGGAAUCCAGUACCCUGGCAACAUCGUGCCCUAGCAACCAGCCCCCACCCCAGCCCCAGGCCCAGACACCGGCAUGCGCCCAGGGCUCCCAGCCGUGCAGGCCGCGCCACCUGGGAGCCGUGGGCAGGAAGCCGCCCCCGCGCAGCUGCCAGGCUGUUUACUGCCUGCCUGGCCCGGCACCCCUGGGGACUGGCCCGGAAAUGGGGCCGGCGGGGCAAGGGCCAAGCUGGGCCCUGGGGGCCGCGCAUCCACCUCAGCACACCUAUCCCAGCGGGGGGAAGUGUAGCCACCCCGUGACCCCCGCCAGCUGCGUCCCAGCCCCAGGGACCUGCUGCUGAGAACGUCACGCUCCAGAGCGCCCCGCUCGCGCCUGGGCAUCGCUGCGUCCCGCCCUGCGCCCCACCCGGGCAGAGGGACGCCAUGGCGCCCGCCGUGCGCUGCCUCCCGCUGCUGCUCCUGCCCCUGUUCCUGGCACCGGGGGGCUGGGGGAGCCCCAGGGCCCACGGCACGGCCCCCCAGGAGGCAGCCACGCGGGUGAACGUCACAGAGUCGGGCACGGCCGUGCUGCCCUGCCAGGGCCCCGGGGACCGGGACACAGAGGCCCUGCAGCCGCCCUCCCUGCGCUGGCAGGGCCCAGGGGGCCGCGAGCUGCUGCAGCUCAAUGUGACGAGGGGCCAGGGGCUGCAGGAUGUGCGGCUCGGGGCCUGGGGGGCCCUGUGGCUGCCCAACGUCUCUGCCGCAGACGCCGGCAUCUACCGCUGCCAGCAGGGCUCGAACCCAGGCAGGAACCAGCCGGGCGCAGGCCUCCUGCUGCUCAACGUCGCAGAGAGCAAGGAGCUGUUUAUGGCCGGGGCGCUGGGUGCCCAGGUCCGGCUGCCCUGCCAGGCCAACCUGAGCAGAGAGCACCCGCAAUCCCACAAGCUCAGACAUCUGUGGUACCGGGGCCGGGUCUGGGGCCGGGACAAGUCGUUGAUGCUGCCGUCCAACCUGUACCGUUUGGAGGGCACGGACCUGCUGAUCAAGGACCUGAAGGCGGAGCAGGCCGGCUGGUACAGCUGCUGGAGCAGCGCCUGGCUGGUGCACCUCACUGUGGGGGACGCCCAGAACCUGACGGUGCCGGCGGGGGCCCCCACCCACCUGCCCUGCCUGGACCCCGCGGCCCUGCCCAGCGGCUGGACCCAUGCCCAUCUGUCCUGGUGGCGGGAGAUGCUGAACAGGUCCCUAGUCAUGGAGAUGGCAGCCCGGCGGGACCCGCGCUACGGGCUGCGGCUGGACAGGGGCGUGGGGGCCGGCCUGGUCCUGCCCAAGGCAGAGCCAGGCGACGCCGGGACCUACAAGUGCUCCAGGGGUGGCUGGAGCACGCAGGUGGAGCUGGCCGUGCUGCGCCUCCCAGCCUGGUGGCGGCGCCUGGGCCGCCAGCACUGGGUCAUAGGGGGCACAGGGCUGGCCUACCUCGUCCUCGGCCUGGUUGUCCUGCUCGUCUCCUGCCGGGUCCGGAGAGCCCUGCGCAGCCGACGGCAAGGCAGACGUCUCGGGGACCGGGCCAAGAGGAGGUUUUUCAAGGUGGCCGGGAACGGGGCGCCUGCCCCCUCCCACUACGGGAACAUCCUGCCCCCCCCGGGAGCUGCCAAGGGACAGGCGGAGGCAGCCCCCUACGAGAACAUGGCGCCAUCAGCGGGGGGCCGAGGGGAGCCACGGACCUUGGAGGGCCCCGUGAGCCCCGCGGAGGUGGACGAGGAGGAAGAGGAGGAGGGCUACGAGCACCCUGACAGCGACGACGGCUCUGCCGACAGCGCCUGCUACGAGAACAGCACGGAGGAGGCCAAGGCCAAUGAGAGCUGGAGCACUGCUGCAUCCCAGUACGCGAACACCCGCAAGGGACGCGCUGCCCCAGACCCCGACUCAGAAGACGUGUACGAGAACCCCCAGGAGACGGACGCCGCCCCGCUGAGCCCCGGCGCUGCCCGGCUGGUGACAGACCUGCGGAUGCUGCUGCUGGGGGUCGCCGAGGAGCAGGCCCCGGAUCGGGACCACCGGCAGGACGGGCGCAGCGACGGCUCAGCAGGUGAGGGGGGCAGGGCAGUUUGGAGAGGCGCCGGGAGGCUCCCCAAAUCCUCUGACUGUCCCUGUGACCCGCAGGCUCCCAGCCCUACGAAGACAUGGCUGGGGGGGUGCUGUACGCGGCUCCCGCCCGGCACCCCCGCCUGCUCCUCGACCGUGCUUGUGAAGAAGAUGCCGACUCCUACGAAAAUAUGGAGGGGGGCCCAGAGCCCACACGUGGAGAUGCUGCCCCGAGAGUCUCUGUCCGCACCCGAUCGGCCGAGCUACAAACAGAGACGGCCUUUCCGUGCCACGUGUGGGGGUUGUACCCAGAGGACAUCACUGCCACGUGGCUGAGACGGAGAGCCUCAGACGGUCUCGAGGCACAGCGCACUACCGAGAUGGGACUUUCGGCCUCACCGUGACCUAUGCCUUCGCCCCGAACUGGUGGAACAUGGGCAGCAAGUUCUCCUGCCGCGUGGAGCACGAGGCCCUAGCACAGCCGCUGCAGGAGGAGUUCUCCCUCUCUGUGACUUGUAUGUCAGCACAAUUCGGGGAGGGGGCAACAGACAUCUACAUCCCCUUGGGGACUCUGCGUGUCCUGCCCUGCCCAUGCCCUGCUGGUGUCCCAGAGUUUCAUAGUUGGUUGGUUGGAAGGGACCUGAGCAGAUCAUCAAGUCCGACCCCCUGCCCUGGCAGGAAACAGCACUGGGGUCAAACGACCCUGGCCAGGUGUUCAUCCAGCCUCCUCUUAAAGACCCCCAGGGUAGGAGCCAGCACCACUGCUCUUGGAAGUUGGUUCCAGCUCCUAGCCGCCCUGACAGUGAAGUCACGCCUCCUGAUGUCUAGUCUGAAUCUGCCCUCUGCCAGCUUGUCACCGUUAUUUCUUGUCACUCCUGGUAAUGCUCGGGGGAACAGGGACUCCCCCAAUGCCUGCUGGUCCCCCUGACUAGUUUGUAAAGGGCCACUAGAUCCCCCCUCAGCCUUCUCUUGUGGAGGCUGAACAGGUUCAGGUCCCGUUGCCUCUUCUCGUAGGGCCUGCCCUGCUGCCCCCGGAUCAUGCAGGUGGCCUCCUCUGCACCCUCUCCAUGCUGGCCACAUCCCUCCUGACGUGCGGCGCCCAGACCUGGACGCAGGACUCCAGCUGCGGCCUGACCAGUGCCGCUUGUGGGGGGAGGAUCACCUCCUUGGACCUGCUAUGGAUGCAUGACAAGGUGUGGUUGGCCUUCCUGACCGCGUCCCCACACUGUCGGCCCAUGUUCAUCUUGGCAUCAAUAAUGACUCUCAAAUCCUUUUCUGCCUCUGCACUGACGAGAAGGGAGUUCCCCAGCCUGUAGGUCUGCUGCUGGGUCUUCCCCUGCAAGUGCAGCACCUUGCACGUGUCAGUGUUGAACCCAUCCUGUUCUCACCCGCCCACCCCUGUAACCUGUCUAGGUCUGAUUGGAGCCUAUUCCUCCCUUCUAGCGCGCCCACUUCCCCCCACAUCUUAGUGUCAUCUGCAGAUUUGAACAGGGUGCUUUUUACCCCCUCGUCCAAGUCGCUGUUGAAGAUGUUGUACAGCGCGGGCCCGAGGACCGAGCCCUGGGGGACCCCACUGCCCACAUCCCUCCAGGUCGAAAAUGACCCAUCUACCACCAUCCACGAAAAUGAUCCUUCCACCCCCAUGGACAGAGCACCCCCACCGAGGGGCUGGGAGAGCCAGGGGCCCUGGCCAACGGUGACUCGACCGGAUAGCGAGGGGAAGAGGUGACACAGCAGGGAAAGAUGAAGGGUAAACGGGGCAGGGGCUGGAAGAGAGAAGCCAGCAGAGAGCAAGGGCAGCUACAACCUGCUGGGGGUGGGGGGGCGCAGCACCCAGCCCAGAUGUGUCUCCUGCAUAAUCCCACGCUAACUGCACGCCUCACCCUGCCCCCAGCCAGGGAACUGCACUACUGAGUCUCAGAUGUGCAAGGGCUGGCAGAGGUGUGUCAGGGCAGGAGGUGAUCCUAAGCUGCUCCAUGGAGGGGACCUUCCCCAAGGACACGGCUGUGAUGCGGGAGUGGAUACAGGGCAAGGACACAACAGCGAUCAAGAACAGCAGGGCUGGAGAGGGACCCCAGCGCUAGAGAACAGCACGGCUCCAGUCCCAGGGGGUCCCGAUGUCACUUCUGACCUUCAACCCCACGGCGCGGGGCGACGAGGCGCGGGUCCGGUGCUGCUUCUGUCACAAGGCCCAGGGGAUCCAAGAGGAGCGUGAGCCUGAGCCCAUCUGGGUGCAGGCGAAGCCCAGCGCCUAGCACCGUGAGCGCCAGGCAAGGGGCCUGGGCUGAGGUGCAGAAGUGCUGUAAGCAGGAGGCCCCGAGCCUGUUUCUGGGGAACCGCGGUGUGAACCUUUGCAGAUGUGACAGCGAUCUUGUCAGCAAGUGAAGGAAGCCAUCACGCGCAAGGAAACAAGCACGAGGCCUGAACGGAGAUGAGGGAAGACCAUACAAUAAAACAUCCAUAUAGGCUGUAUCGUAGCUUUAUCUUCAAGCAGUGAUAGCAGUCGUGAUUUAUGUAACCACCUGUAUUAGAUGUUACUUCGCUAGCAUAGAUACAUUUUUGUGAAAAUGCUUAGCUGAUUUCUAAAAAAACCCCAGUCUAUCAGACAGGAACGGGAAGUCAGGUAGCGGAAACAGGACCAGCGAUCCACAAUGGAGAGGAAAGGAGACAAGAAACCCUCCCUCGCUCCCUGGGAUAGAAAUCCCACCUAAGCGACACUUUCCCAGUCCACCGCACAUCUGGGUCAGUCCGGUGCCAAACGUUUCAGUGAAACAAAGAAAUGGAGAUAAAUGCAACCAGGGAUCAGUUACUGGAACAUGCGGGGAGGGAAAUUCGGAGGACUCAGCAACUUGAAGAAGACCUGGUGCCAGUCUGUGGGUGUCUCCUGCCCGCUCUCAAGCCCCCGCAGCCAGGACAGGGGCGAACCCGCGUGUGCUGUCGGGCAGGCGGGCUGAUUUUGGGAUAAAUAUUUGUUCUCAUGUUUUCAGCGGCAAGCAAAUGAAAGGUCAGGCUGCA
Alligator mississippiensis (American alligator) is the source of this 5286-nucleotide messenger RNA. RefSeq names its product CD19 molecule (gene CD19). The record is from RefSeq and is a predicted model, not a curated record. Lineage: Eukaryota; Metazoa; Chordata; Crocodylia; Alligatoridae. Gene Ontology annotation, biological process: B cell proliferation involved in immune response; regulation of B cell activation; B cell receptor signaling pathway. The coding region runs from base 631 to 2607 and encodes 658 amino acids. The transcript is spliced from 15 exons. Gene Ontology annotation, cellular component: external side of plasma membrane.